Molecule: messenger RNA, 2276 nt
Organism: Stegodyphus dumicola
Lineage: Eukaryota; Metazoa; Arthropoda; Arachnida; Araneae; Eresidae
Gene: Noc3
Product: Nucleolar complex protein 3
Biological process (GO): DNA replication initiation
Cellular component (GO): nucleolus
Molecular function (GO): chromatin binding
Source: RefSeq, a predicted model, not a curated record
UGUUUUCUUAAAUAGGGUGCUGAAAUCCGAAUAUCUUUAAUGUUCAUUAAAUUUGAGCUAAUAUUGAAAGUUAAUUUAGCUCUCAUUUUUUAUUGUAAAAAUGGUUGUGAAUAUUAAAUCUUUCUCUAAAAAUCGGAAAAGGAAAAAUGGAAAAUCAAACGCUAAAAGUAAUUCUAAACAAAAAUUUCGACAUAACAGAAAGAAAUACAAAAAAUUAAAUAAAGCGGAUGCAGACAAUGACCAGAAAAUUAUGAAAAGUACUUAUGAGAGUGAUGUCAAAUCGUCUGCGUCAAGUGAUUCGGAAGAAGAUUAUGAGAAGAAACCAAGAUUUCAAAAGGCGGUCAAAGUAAGAAAUUUGCUUCCUAUUAAAAGUAAACAAGGAUUAAUGUUUCGAUCUGAAAUAGUUCAAGAGAACGACGAAGAAAAUUCCGAUACUCCAAGUAAUCUGCCGGUUAAUAAGAAACUGUCUUUAGUUGAACAAUACGCAGUGCAACGAAAUAUUCUUGAAAAUUUAAAACGUAAGGUAGCCAUUUUAUGUACUUCGAUUGUUGAAGAUCCAGAAAGUAAUAUUGUUGCUUUAAAGGAACUUGUCAUCAUGUUCCAAGAUACUACGACUCAAAUGAUUUUAAGGGAGAAAAAAGUUUUAGCCUUAUCAUUGCUGCAUGUCUUUUCAGAUAUUAUUCCAGGGUACAGAAUUAGAGUGCAGGAAGAAAAAAAUCCCAAAGUUAAAUUAAAGAAAGAAACUAAAAAAUUGUUAGGUUUUGAGCAAGCUCUUUUGCGCUCAUAUAAAAAGUACCUUGACAUCCUGUACGAAAGGAUUCGAGAAAUGAAAAGUAUUCAGAAAAAGUCUAACAUUUCAGUAAGUAAAGGCAAGGUGAUACGAGAAAUUGGCUUGAUCUCUGUUCGGUGUAUGUGUGAAUUGCUUAGUACUAAGUUUCAUUUCAAUUAUUUUAAAAAUAUUGCAAACAAAUUAGUACCACUUGUUGCUGAUUGUGAUGAGAAAGUAACUAACAUCUGUUGCCAAUCAUUUGAGAGACUAUUUAGAGCUGAUAAAUUGGGUGAAGCUUCAUUUGAAUUAGUUAAGCAAAUUGUAAAUGUUAUUAAGCAGAGGAAGUUUUGUGUGCCAGUAAUAUUACUAAGAACUUUCUUAAGCUUAAAUCUAAAGGAAGCAAAAGUUGAGAUUGACAAAAUAGACAUGAACAAGGGAAGAAAAGAAUGGCGUAUGAUGUCCCGAACUGAGCGUCAAAACAAGAAGAAAAUUAAGGAACUUGAAGCAGAGUUAAAAGAAGCUCAAGCAUAUGAAUGUGAAGAAAAUGUAAAAAAAUUUCAUACAGCAACAUUGAAUAAAAUAUUUUGGGUCUACUUUCACAUUCUUAAAGAUGGUGACAAACCUGAACUUGUGGCUCCAGCUCUUGAGGGUUUAUCAAAAUUUGCUUUUUUGAUUAAUUUAGAAUUUUUUGAUGACUUGAAUUCCGUGUUAUGUGGCAUGAUGGAGAGUGGAAAACUGAGUGAUGUAGAAAAGCUGCAUGGAGUCUAUACAUUAUUUACAAUUUUGGCAGGACAGGCAGAGUCUCUUCAUAUAGAUCCUCAUAGGAUAUAUUGUCAUAUGUAUGAUGGUUUGUUAAAACUGAAUCACUCUACUAAUGUCGAACACUUUGAUCUUACUGUGAAAUGUUUAGAGUAUAAUAUUUUGAGGAAGAAAAAGAAAAUAUCAUUCAAUCGGAUAUUGGCUUUUGUGAAACGUGCCUGCAUAGUGUCCUUACAGACACCCAUUCAUGGUACAUUAGGUUUGUUAAGUUCAGUUAGAAACAUAAUUCAGAGUGUAAAGGGUAGUGAUAUAUUAUUAGAUCCAGAGAGCACAUGUGGUAGUGGUAUUUAUUUUCCGGAAAUGCAAGAUCCUGAACAUUGCAAUGCACAGUCUAGUGCUUUGUGGGAGCUUCAUAUCUUGAAAAAACAUUACAAUCCUGUCAUUCAGCUGUUUGCACAGCAUAUUCUGCAUGCAUGCCCUAAUCAAGGCAGACAUUGCCUACCAGAUAAACUUUCACAGUCACCAGAGGAAAUUCUGAAGUUAUUUGCUGAAGUUGGUGUGCAAAAUAAAAUGGACUUCCUUGAAGACAAUGAGGAACCUCCAAAGAAAAAAUUCAGAUUUGAUCCUGAUAUAAACAAAAUUUCAUAUGAAGAUAAUAUUGAUUUGCAUAUCUCAUGUGACAAACUAAAAGAUAUGAAUUUCUUUUAAACUAUGUAAAUAAAAAUUUAUAAAUUAAUCUAUUUUAAAA